AUGGCUCCGAGGAGCCCCCAUGUGAACACUUGCCUCUUUGCCGCCUGCCUGUGUCUUUGGAGAGGGACUCUGGGCCAUGAUUUCCUAGGGCCGAAGGUGCUGGCAGAACCUGCUCUUACUCCGAACACUGUGUGCAUGACCCUUCCCUGGCUGAGCCGACGCCAGCUUGGACUGUGUGCUCGCAGCCCCGAAGCGAUGGCCUCUGCUCUGCAGGGCAUCCACCUUGCCAUCCAUGAGUGCCACCACCAGCUGCAAGGGAGGCGUUGGGACUGCUCAGACUUGAGCAGCAGUGGCACCAUGCUUCUCAAUAGUGCCAUUCUUAAGAGAGGCUUCCGGGAAAGUGCCUUUGCCUUCUCCCUGCUGGCAGCUGGUGUGACCCAUGCAGUGGCUGCAGCUUGUAGCCUUGGUGAGCUGCGGAGCUGUGGCUGCGCCAGUCCAGGUGCCAAGAACCAGAAGCUGAAGCUUAGUCAACUGCAGACACUAAGCCAGGGCAAGAGCCUGCUCCCCAAAGCAGCCUCCUUGUGGGGGGAGCCUGGUCUCCAGGACACCUGGGAAUGGGGCGGCUGCAGUACGGACUUCGGGUAUGCCCAGAAAUUUGCCCAGCACUUCUUGGACCCUCUAGGGAAGCCACGUGAUGCCCAUGCCCGGAUGCAGCUACACAGCCACCGCGUGGGCAGGAAGGUUGUGUCUGAGCUGGGUCAGCGGAAAUGCAGAUGUCAUGGCCCCUCAGGGAGCUGUCAGUUCCAGACAUGCUGGUUGGCAGCACCUGAGUUUCAGAAUGUGGCCUUUAAUUUGAGGGAGCGAAUGGACCACGCCAUACUCCUGAGGCCACACAACAGCAACUCGGGAGCCUUCCGGCCACGUCUCCACAGGUCUCGCCUGGCCAAGCACCUCAUCUUCUAUGAGCCCUCACCUGAUUUUUGUGAGCCCAACCCAAGCCUGGGCUCCCCAGGCACCCACGGCCGCCCUUGCAUCAAGGAUAGCCCUCGGCCAAAUGGCUGCAGCAGCUUGUGCUGUGGGCGUGGUCACAACAUGCUGCAGGAGAUGCGACUUCAGCGUUGCCAUUGCCGCUUCCACUGGUGCUGCUACGUGCAAUGUGAGGAGUGCCCUGCUACACAGUCAAUCAGCAUUUGCAAAUGA
Messenger RNA from Euleptes europaea (tarantolino), 1140 nucleotides. It is a transcript of the gene WNT10B, whose product is annotated as Wnt family member 10B. Bases 1 to 1140 code for a protein of 379 amino acids. Lineage: Eukaryota; Metazoa; Chordata; Lepidosauria; Squamata; Sphaerodactylidae. The transcript has 4 exons. Gene Ontology annotation, cellular component: extracellular region. Gene Ontology annotation, biological process: neuron differentiation; multicellular organism development; cell fate commitment. Gene Ontology annotation, molecular function: cytokine activity; frizzled binding. The record is from RefSeq and is a predicted model, not a curated record.